Molecule: messenger RNA, 386 nt
Organism: Tauraco erythrolophus (red-crested turaco)
Lineage: Eukaryota; Metazoa; Chordata; Aves; Musophagiformes; Musophagidae
Source: RefSeq, a predicted model, not a curated record
UCCUGUCGGACAUGGCCAUGACGGAGGUGGAUCGUUUCAUGGACCGGGAGCACCUGAUCUUCCGGGAGAACACCCUCGCCACGAAAGCCAUAGAGGAGUAUCUGAAACUCAUCGGCCAGAAAUACCUCAAGGACGCCAUCGGCGAGUUCAUCCGGGCGCUCUACGAGUCGGAGGAGAACUGCGAGGUGGACCCCAUGAAGUGCUCGGCCUCCACCUUGGCCGACCACCAAGCCAACCUCCGCAUGUGCUGCGAACUCGCCCUCUGCAAGGUGGUCAACUCGCACUGCCUCUUCGGCCUCAUGCAGGAGUACCCCGACGAGCAGACCGCCCGCACCCUCACCCUCAUCGCGAAGGUCAUCCAGAACUUGGCCAACUUCACCAAGUGA